AUGGAAAGCUCAGAUUCCGACGAUGAAGAAGACAGAGUUUCAGUCCGACACAGCGGUCAGAUAGACCGAUUGGCUCAAGAAGAUGAUUACUACCGAUUCGUAAGUGAUCUGAGUGAAGAAGAUAACAUACUUACGAGGGACAACAAUUUGCUCGGCCCCCUAGGUGAAAGUACGGAAGAAGAGUUGCAGAAGAGGCUUCAAAUAAUGAAAGAAAACCUACGACAAAACUCAGAUGAAAAUACAGAUAGAGGAGAUGCUUCAGAUAAUGAAUCCAGUGAGGACUCUCUUCUAGACUGGCUUACCACUUCCGGACAAACUGAAAAUGUGACAAGUGAACAAAAAGAAAAUCAGUCUUGGAGAGAAGAGAGCGAAAUUAGUGCUAACAGUGAUGAGCUCAGAUUUGGCUUAGAUAGUAAUCUUGAGUGUGAUGAUGAAAACUCAAAUCCAGAAAAUGAAUAUGUAGCAUCUGCAAAACUUCCCAGAAGAGAAGAUACGGAAGACAGCCAAAGGCAAGUGGAAAAUCCACAAUCUGAGUCACUAUUUACAACAGCAUCUGCAUCAGAACACGAUACAAUGGAAACAUUAAUGGAAGUCCCACCGACUAGAAGUCAGAGACGACCAAGAAGUAGGAGCCCAGACUCUCGGAGAACGAGAGCAAGGACUGACAGUUGGACACCUCCACGUACACUGUGGGAACUUUUUCAAAGAAUGAAUGAAGAUAUACCAUCUCAGACUUUUAAACAACCUUUCAUAAGUGAGAAUGAUACAUUUUCUAGAACUGGGCAUGAAGAAACAUUGAGACAGCAAAUGCCUGGACAGGAGUUGCAAAAUAGGGGUCUUACUGAAACUUCUAGAUCUAGGAAUGCUGUUCCUGGAGAAUAUUAUUCAGACACAAUGGGCAGUAGUGAAUCUUGGGAAGUGAGGGAGACAAAUCCAACCAGACCCUUCAGUCCUUGUCCAGUUAAUUGUCCAGCAUGUUCUCAGAGAUACAGAGAAGUUAGUAGAACUCAGUUAACAUCAGACUUACCAAACAACACCACCACUUCAGAAAGUGAGCAAGAAGAACUGGAGCCUAGGUCUUCAGAUUUUGAUGAGGCCAAUGAGAGAGCUUAUGCCAAUACCAUCAGAAAUUCCAUUCAUAGAAUUUUAAAUACUAGCUUAAUUUUAAAUACUAGCUUAAGUACUAGAGUAAGUGGUAUAAUGUCUGUUACAACUCAGACUAUUUUAUGUCAGACAAUGACAGUAUUUAGUGACUCAAGUAACCUUAUGGACAGUGGCAGUAUUUCAGAGCAUAGUGUCUCACGUCCAAGUGAAAACAUGGGAUGGGCAGAGUCACCAAAUGAAAGACGUGGACCUAAUGGUAGUGAUAGCAGACCUAGUUCGGCUUCAAAUGCUAGCUAUGAUUCUGAUUCAAGUUUGCUACUGAUAUCAGUUUCAAGCCCCUACGAUAUUUAUAGUGCCACAUUUAAUCAAAUGUCUGGUUUUAGCCCAAGUGAUGAAGAUUUGGAAAUUAGCUCACCGAUGUUUGAAGACAGUGAAGAAGGAAGCUCAUCAACAGGCUUAUCAGAGACCGAGCAAGAAGAUGGACAAAUGACCCCAAUAAUAGAUGACGAUAGCGACUCUGGGUCUUCCUUUAAUCUGGAACAAUUUAUCUUAUUACAUGAAGCAGACCCACACCAACCUACCGGCCUUAGCGAACUGCAGAUUAACAACUUACCUUUAAGAUUUUCUGAAGGGGAAGAUGCAACUAAAAUCUGUACCAUUUGCAUCACAGAAUACACCGCAGGCAACAUGCUACGCAUCCUACCAUGCUCCCAUGAGUACCAUUAUCAGUGCAUUGAUCAAUGGCUGGCAGAACAUUCAACCUGCCCUAUUUGUCGUGGGCCCGUAGUGGAUCACUCUGAGGCAGAUGAUUCUAUGUGA
This is a messenger RNA of Budorcas taxicolor (takin), 1923 nucleotides long. RefSeq names its product E3 ubiquitin-protein ligase RLIM-like. The coding region runs from base 1 to 1923 and encodes 640 amino acids. The record is from RefSeq and is a predicted model, not a curated record. The transcript is spliced from 2 exons. Gene Ontology annotation, cellular component: cytoplasm; nucleoplasm. Lineage: Eukaryota; Metazoa; Chordata; Mammalia; Artiodactyla; Bovidae.